AUGGUUCACCCGGAUCAGAGCUUGGAGAGGAUCGGCACAACCAUUGCGGGGCUUUUGAAGUCUCUGGCUGAUCAGCUUAAAACUUUGAAUCAGCCUGAGCCCUCCUUCGCCGCGGACGCUCCCACAUCGUUUCCCCAGGAUCCUGAGCUUCAACGUAUCCGACUGGAACUCUUGGAUUCUUUGGCAAGUAUACAGCACCUUGUCACCGGUGCGAGCGACUUUUGGCUCAAUGGGAGUGUGUUUCCAAACCACGAGCUUCUUACUUUUGAUGUGCUCAACAGUUUCAAAUUCUGGGACGCUGUUCCUCUCAAUGGUUCAGCCAGCUAUGCCCAGAUUGCCGAGUCGACCAACCUGCCUGAGUCGAUCGUCAGGCGCUUUUUAAGAUACGCUUUUACCUCAUUUGUCUUCACCGAGGCACCUCUAGGCUCUGGAAAUGUUGUGCAUACACCGGCGUCAGCAUAUAUCGCGCGUUCCCCCUUCAUGCAAGCCUUUCUCGCGCAUAACUUGGAGGAUAUUAGGCCUGCUACCACAGUCGGCGUGGAUGCCUUGAAGAAAUGGUUUGUUGGCAGUGUAGAGCCUCCCGAGGAGCUCACAACCUGUGCCAUGUCAUUGGCAACAGAUGGCGGUGUUCAGCGUGAUACAGAUCUUUGGACGUUCUUUAAUAACUUUGAGCGAGACGAUCAGCCGAAAGGGUUCCGGGCCAAGCGGUUCGCUGAGGCAAUGCAGGGAAUUGCACAGAAUAUGGGAAAUCUAGCAGAAGCAGUGUUGAAGCUUUUUGACUGGGAAAGCUUAAAUGAUGCUACUGUUGUUGAUCUGGGAGGUUCCGCUGGACAUAUCAGUGUCAUUCUUGCCGAUAACUACCCCAAGCUUAACCUUGUGGUUCAAGACCUCCCAGUUGUCGAGUCCGCCUUCAACGCGAAUAUUGGAUCCUCCAAGCAUGCAUCACGUAUUCAGUUCCAGAAGCAUGACUUUUUCAAUGCCCAGGACUUCCCAGCAGAUGUCUUCUUGGUAAAGUCCGUCUUCCAUGACUGGUCUGACAAGUAUGUCCUGCAGAUUGUCCGGAAUCUGGUUGGGGUUUUCAAACCAGGAAACCAUCUACUCAUUUUUGACUUCAUCGUACCCGAAGAGUAUGACGAAGAAACCAAAUCCAUGGUACCAUUACCGGCAAGGAAAAUUGUCUCGGCUUUGGACUUGCAGAUGUUUGUCGCAUGUAACUCUAAGGAGAGAAAAUUGAAGGAUUGGAAGGAUGUUGUCAAGCAGGCUGAUGGCCGAUUUGAAUUCCAGGCGGUUCAUAUCCUUCCUGGAGUUCCAUUUGGACUUGUGGAUUUUGUUUUUAGGGAAUAG
Messenger RNA from Penicillium daleae, 1344 nucleotides. Its product is annotated as O-methyltransferase. The coding region runs from base 1 to 1344 and encodes 447 amino acids. The record is from RefSeq and is a predicted model, not a curated record. Gene Ontology annotation, molecular function: O-methyltransferase activity. NCBI's taxonomy places the organism in Eukaryota, Fungi, Ascomycota, Eurotiomycetes, Eurotiales, Aspergillaceae. The transcript has 3 exons.